This is a messenger RNA of Aplosporella prunicola CBS 121167, 3873 nucleotides long. RefSeq lists its product as uncharacterized. The coding region runs from base 1 to 3873 and encodes 1290 amino acids. Gene Ontology annotation, cellular component: cytoplasm; membrane. Gene Ontology annotation, molecular function: phosphatidylinositol-3,5-bisphosphate 5-phosphatase activity; phosphatidylinositol-4,5-bisphosphate 5-phosphatase activity. Gene Ontology annotation, biological process: phosphatidylinositol dephosphorylation. NCBI's taxonomy places the organism in Eukaryota, Fungi, Ascomycota, Dothideomycetes, Botryosphaeriales, Aplosporellaceae. The record is from RefSeq and is a predicted model, not a curated record. The transcript has 6 exons.
AUGGCCGCGAACAACAUCCGCGUCCUCAUACGAGAGCAGCCCCACCGGAGCAUCGCCCUCGCUACCGACACCCAUGUCCUCGUCUUCCGCCACAGCCCAAACUCGUCCGAGCGCCAUGGCGGCAAUGGCAUGUACGGCGGCUACAAUGUGUCGCAGAGUUCGAUAUCGAGCUACGCCAGCGCCUCGGCGCCCCCGCGUUGCAUGGUCGAGUUCUCCGAGAUCCAACAAACCGAUCUGCGCGACUAUAGGACCUUCAGCGCCCUCGGCGUACACGGAACCCUCGGGCUGAUCACCGUCAACAACGAUGUCUUCCUGUGCGUCGUCAGCGGAGCGACCAAAGUGGCGACGGUCCGGCCCGGAGAGACGAUACAACGGAUUCUAGCAGUGGACUUUCACUGCCUGAACAGAUCGGAUUACGACCACCUGCUUUACGACGAGAUCAACCCCUACCCGACGGACACUGUGGAUGAGGAUGGUUUCGAGACAGGCUUUCAGCACGGGAGGCGAGAGCACGUCGUCGAGCACCCGUGCCUGGCGUUGAAAAAGUUGCUCAGCAGCGGGACAUUCUACUACAGCGCGGAGUUCGACCUCACGCGACGUCUGCAGGACAGGACGUAUGGCGGUUCGACUGUGGCUCUGGACAGUCUGGAUGACGGUUUCCUCUGGAAUUCUUACAUGAUCCAACCGUUGGUGAAUUUCCGGUCACGGCUCUCUCAGAGCGAGAAGCACGCUCUGGACCAGUCGCGCAUCCUGACUUCGGCCAUCCGAGGCUUUGCCCUUACUGUUACCGUCCCUCCAUCUUCCUCCCCUGCCCGGACAUCCCGGACUGGGUACCCUUCCUUGCUGACCUUGAUAUCAAGGCUAUCAUGCAGGAGAGCUGGAACACGGUUUAAUUCACGAGGCAUAGAUGAUGAUGGAAACGUCGCCAACUUCGUGGAGACCGAAACGAUUUUCUGGAGCCCAUCAAGCAUAUGCUUUUCUUACUCUCAGGUCCGCGGCAGUGUACCAUUAUUCUGGGAGCAAGCAACCGGUCUGUUGCCUGGACAGCAGAAGAUUACCGUCACGCGAUCCCCAGAAGCAACGCAACCCGCUUUCGAUAAGCACUUUGAAAAUCUGGAACUUGCCUAUGGUGCUGUUCACGUCGUAAACCUCCUGAGCGCCGAGAAGCCCGCCGAAAUUGACAUUAGCGACCGUUACCGCUAUCAUAUCAACCACAGCGCGCUGAACGACAAUCCUGAAAAACUCGCUGGAAGGGAACAUGAGCUGCUGACGUUGACGGAAUACGACUUUCAUGCUGAGACAAGAGGUCCUGGCGGGUAUGAGGCAGCAAGCAUGAUCGCACGGUAUAUCCGUGACUCCGCCGAAGGGUUUGCGUACUGGCUGGCGGAAGAGACAGAAGAACAUCCCAAAACUGAACUGGGCGAGGAUCAGGUAGUUCGCAGGCCGACGACGAUUCUGCAGCAGGAAGGAGUUUUCCGCACGAACUGCUUGGACUGUCUCGACCGCACGAACCUUGUACAGACGAUCAUCAGCAAGAUGGCGAUGGAGUCGUUCUUGGCCGCAAGAAGCGAGCGUGGGGCCGGAGACUUCUGGAACAGACACAACAUGCUGUGGGCUGAUAAUGGAGACGCUCUGUCCCGCAUCUAUGCCGGCACGGGGGCGCUCAAGUCGUCCUUCACGAGACAUGGAAAGAUGUCUUUGGCUGGCGCAUUGGCAGAUGCUAGGAAGAGCGCGACGCGCAUGUACAUCAACAACUUUGCGGACAAGGGCCGUCAAAACACGAUAGAUAUGUUACUGGGACGGUUGAUGGGGCAGACGCCCGUACACUUAUUCGACCCGAUCAACGAUUAUGUGACAAAUGAACUUAAUAGAAAAUCCCACGAGUAUUCGUCAGAAAUGCCCAUCAAUAUCCUAGUUGGGACAUUUAACCUCAACGGCAGGACCGAGGGAAUCACAUCGGACCUGUCGCCGUGGUUAUGUCCGCGCAUGGGUGAUGGGUCGGAGCAGUUCCCAGAGAUUGUUGCCGUGGGCUUCCAGGAGAUUGUCGAGCUCAGCCCGCAGCAGAUAAUGUCCACGGACCCCGCUCGGCGGCAACAAUGGGAGGCCGCGGUGAAGCGCACAUUGAACGACCACGCUCAAAAGCAUGGUAAGGAAGAGUACGUGUCGCUCCGUGGUGGACAGCUUGUCGGUGCUUCCCUAUCAGUUUUUGUCAAGGCGAGUAUCCUCAAGUACAUCAAGAAUGUCGAGGGCGCUCUCAAGAAAACUGGUAUGUCUGGCAUGGCAGGCAACAAGGGUGCUGUUGCCAUUCGAAUGGAAUUUGCCAACACGAGCCUCUGCUUCGUGACGGCACAUUUGGCGGCCGGAUUUGCGAACUACGAGGAGCGGAAUCGUGAUUAUAAGACAAUUAGUCAUGGGCUGCGGUUCCAGAGAAACCGCUCGAUCCAGGAUCACGACACCGUUAUCUGGCUUGGCGACUUCAAUUACCGCAUCGGUCUCAGUAAUGAGAAGGUUAGGAAAUUGGUGGAAGUGGGCGAGCUCGAGACUCUCUACGAGAAUGACCAGCUCAACCUACAAAUGGUUGCUGGCUUGACAUUCCCCUUCUACUCUGAAGCUCGCAUCACCUUUGCACCUACCUACAAGUACGACAACGGCACCGACACGUACGACACGUCCGAAAAGGCCCGCAUCCCAGCCUGGUGCGAUCGUAUUCUGCGGAAAGGCGAUAACCUCCGACAAACGAGCUACGAUACGGCUCCGCUCCGCUUCUCGGACCACCGUCCUGUGUACGCCACCUUCUUGUGCAUGAUCAGCGUCAUCGACGAGCGCAAGAAGGACAGCCUCGCCAAGGAGAUCUACCAGAAGCGCAAAGUUAUCGUAGGCGACAGCACAGCGACCGGCCUCGGCGAGGAAUCCGACGAGGAAGACCUCCUCGGCUACGAGCCCAUCGAGCCCAGCCUGCCGCCCGCGAGCUCAGACCGACGCAAAUGGUGGCUGGACAACGGGCUGCCGGCACGGUCGACAGUGCAGCCGCCGGGCGAGGGCUUUGCGCCCAACCCAGCGCGGCCCAGCAACCCGUGGACGCCGUCGGACGAGCCCGACUGGGUCAACGUCAGGUCGCAGAGCAACAGCAACAGCAACAACAACAGCAGCACCUCGCUAGGCCGCGCCGCAAGCACGGCCUCGUCGCGCAGCCUCCCGCACCGCAAGCUGCCUCCCCCGCUCGAGCCCACCCGCUCUCCGGCGCCGAAACUCCCGCCCCGCCGCGCGGCUACGGCGCUCGUCGACGGUAUGGGCAACAGCACUAGCACAGCGGGCGGGAGCGGGGCGAGCAGCGGCACGGCGACGCCCGAGGCCGCGGCUCUGCACGCGCCGCGCCCACAGUCGAUAUCGUUUUCGCCGUCGCAUACGCCGCCGCUGCUGAUGGGGACGGCGACUGGGACUGGGCAGGGGCAGGGGCUGGGCCGCUCGUCGUCGCGCGCCUCGGCUUCGUCCGGCUCUUCCUCUGGGUUCAGCAUCCCGCGGAAGCCGGCGCCGCCCGUCGUCCCGAAGAAGCCGGUUGCGUUGGGCUCGGCGGCGGGGGAUGCGCUGCCGAGGCCUUUGAGCCCGCUGCAGGCGCCUCAGCAGCAUAAAACGGCGGGAGCGCCGGAGCUGCCGCCGCCGAGGAGGGCUGGCGGUGCUGGUGCGGGUGCUGGUGCGGGUGCUGGUGCUGGUACGCCUGCUUCUGCUGGUGGAGUGAAGAAGCAGCAGGCCGUGCCGCCGGUGUUGCCGCCGAGACGGACGGACAGCGCGCCUGCGGGCGGGUUGUUGGACGACGAUGCUGGGGGCGAGAUGGAGGGGUUGCGGGAUUGGGAGGUUUUGAAGCCGGGGGCUUGA